Phyllopteryx taeniolatus (common seadragon) is the source of this 798-nucleotide messenger RNA. RefSeq lists its product as uncharacterized. NCBI's taxonomy places the organism in Eukaryota, Metazoa, Chordata, Actinopteri, Syngnathiformes, Syngnathidae. The transcript has 4 exons. The record is from RefSeq and is a predicted model, not a curated record. The coding region runs from base 115 to 798 and encodes 227 amino acids.
UUAAGCAUUUCAGUGUAAAAACCAAGACGUGUAUAUAACAUGCAAGAAAAUACGAUAAAACAAGAAAGAGAAUGAUCAUAAAAUUCUAUUGUGUAGAAAUACUGAACACGAACAAUGUGGCACCGUUGCAGAAAAGCGUUGUUGUAUACAGUAUGCUUCUAUUAUAAACAUGUGCGGUUGGUAGUAGCAGUAUGUUUCCAUUGGCGGAAGCGCAUUGUAGCAGUCAAGAGACAGGAGCCAAUUGCUGCUUUCACAGUGUCACCUGAUUCAGCCUCUGACGAUGAUGACACGACAUCAAAAAGAUCACGACUGACUGAUUGUUUCAUUGUUGUCAGCUCUGACAAUAAUUGGUGCUGCAUCUCUGGAAGCAGAAGCGUCUAUACUACAAUGGGGACAGCAAAAGAUUCGCUCCCAAAAGCAUCGUGCUGCAGGAAGAAAAUACGUUCACCCGCCACAGCACAACACAGCUUCCUGUCUGAACUGCUGCAUCAAAACCCUAUGAACCACAGACAGCACCUGGUGGCGUCUCUUAACUCUCACGACCACGACAUGCGUACGUGUACGUCCACACAAGUCGAACACAUGCAAUUUUAUUCUGCAGUUGCUAUUCUGGAUUUUAAAAUGCACAAUGUUUUAUAUACACAACAUAUCAUCAAAGUUGUCUGUCCACGUACUGCACAAAAGGCACAAACACUCAUUCCCCUUGCACAUUUAAGCACAGAUCACCCUUCACAAGUACCAGACACCCACAUGUUUAGCACCCCCUUGUGGAUGCCAGUAGAGCCACAGUCGAGGUGA